This is a messenger RNA of Saccostrea echinata, 1416 nucleotides long. RefSeq lists its product as uncharacterized. Bases 1 to 1416 code for a protein of 471 amino acids. NCBI's taxonomy places the organism in Eukaryota, Metazoa, Mollusca, Bivalvia, Ostreida, Ostreidae. The transcript is spliced from 3 exons. The record is from RefSeq and is a predicted model, not a curated record.
AUGGUUGUAUCAUGCUGUGUUAUCGGAUGUGUAAAUAGGUUUGAUAAGACUAAUCCCAAGAGCUUUUUCCGCAUACCUAAGAAGCCUGAAUCAAGAAGAAAGCUUUGGAUUUCUACUAUUAAGCGUCAAGACACGAGUGGAAAAGAAUGGGAGCCUGCGGACCACGACCGCGUUUGCUAUCUUCACUUUGUGACUGGUUCAAAGAGCAAUGAUCAGUCAUCCCCAGAUUAUGUGCCAUCUGUGAAUAUGGGCUAUGACACAAACAGACAGAAAAAUCCUGACCAACGGAAGGCUAGAUACCUGAGAGCAGAGAAGCGUGAAACAGAGAGACAAAAUUUGGAGGUAGCCUCAGCCCUGUUGGAUUUAUCCUCCAAGGAGAAUAUUUCUACACCAGUCUCGGAGCCAGAGUUACCAGAUACAACAAGUGCAUCUCAGCUUGACAGUUGUUUAAAGAAGAUUUCCGAACUUCAACUUGAGAAGACACAACUUUAUUCUGAAUUGGAAAGACUUCAGUCAGAGUACAAGGUACUCAAGGCACAAUUGAGAGAGAUGUGCUUCGAGGAACAAGUGACAGGGAGUGACCACAGACUGCAGUUUCAUACUGGAAUUCCGUCUGUUGCAUUGUUUUCAUGGCUUCUAUCAUAUGUGAACAGUGAAUUGCCUACAUGCAAAGUUAUGUCAAGUAAGGGUAUUCUUUUGUGCAUUUUGAUAAAAUUAAGACUGAACCUACAACACCAGGACCUGGCUUAUCGUUUCGGUGUCUCAUUGACUACAAUAUCUGACAUCUUCAACCGAGGUCUACCUAUAUUAGCAAAGAAACUGUGUUUUCUCAUUCAGUGGCCAGAAAAAGAAACUUUGAUCAGAAAUAUGCCUUUUGUCUUCAAAUCCUCAUAUCGAAAGUGUUGCUGCAUCAUUGACUGUUUCGAAGUUUUCAUUCAGAGACCAGGACACCUUACAGCAAGAGCACAGACAUGGUCAAAUUACAAACAUAACAACACCAUCAAGUUUUUAGUGUCUAUUACACCAAUGGGUGCCAUAUCAUAUGUGUCUAAAGCAUUUGGUGGUAGGACAUCUGACAAGGUCAUAACAUUGCGGAGUGGAUUUCUUGACAAACUCCAAUAUGGUGACCAAGUGAUGGCUGACCGGGGCUUUCUCAUUGCGGAAGAAUUAGCAAAUCAUGGAGCGACACUUGUCAUUCCUGCCUUCACUAGAGGGAAAACUCAGCUCUCAGCGAAAGAUGUGGAACAAACAAGGAAAAUAGCCCAUGUGAGGAUACCUGUAGAGAGAGCCAUCGAGAGGAUUAAGAACUUUAAUAUCCUAAGCACUAACUUGAGUAUGCAUAUGAUACCUCAUUCCGACAGCAUUGUAACUAUUUGUGCUGCAGUAUGCAAUCUCCAGCCAAAAUUAGUGUCAUAA